Molecule: messenger RNA, 4134 nt
Organism: Styela clava
Lineage: Eukaryota; Metazoa; Chordata; Ascidiacea; Stolidobranchia; Styelidae
Biological process (GO): regulation of transcription by RNA polymerase II; positive regulation of gene expression
Cellular component (GO): mediator complex; core mediator complex; nucleus
Molecular function (GO): transcription coregulator activity
Source: RefSeq, a predicted model, not a curated record
CAAGUCGCGCUUUCAAACCGCGAUUUGUCCGCACUAAUUAGCCGGUUUGUGUAUUUAAGUAAUCCUAAAUAGGCCACUAGUUUGCCCGAUUGUUGAGUUUCAGCUGGGAAACUCCCAAAUUUCCGUACCCCUAACGAUAAAAAUAUGAAAAAUCAUCUAGCGACAUCUUGUGGGAUAUGCAAAUGAGUUAGUGAGCUUAGUUACCCAUAAUGCAACUUUGCUUACAACAUGUCUGUCGUCGGAGGAGUGAGGACAUAAGCAGGCAAUGAACUGAUGAAAUUUCGGAUAUUUAUACGAAAUGCCCGCGUCAAUCCUUGAAAUUAAGGAGCGAUUAAAGCGAGUGAUAGACGACAAUGGCACUGUUCGUGACAUGGGAGUUGCUGAGGAGGCGAUCGGUAUACUCGAAAGAUCUGUGGUAACUAAGGAGGACUUGGAGGCAACACGUCUUGGACUUUACGUGAAUAAUAUUCGUAAAGCGGCAAGAAACAGUCCUCUCGCUAAACGAGCAAAAAAUCUUGUCAAAUCAUGGAGGCAGAUGAUCGAACAGGGAACUCGACAAUGCCCUCCAGUGGUACAACCUCCAAGACUCCGUCCAGAAACCCCAAACAGUGUUGGCUCAAGUCCCUCCCCACCUGAACCCCACGAUUAUAACACUAUCCCAACGUACCCCUCUCCUCGCACUCCUGCACUGCCCCCACAACGAUCUCGGCCCAAUACCCCGAUAGAAAGUGGGGGGAACAAGCCCCGAAAAAAGAGAGAUCAUUCUGAAAGUAAUAAACCUCACAGAAAGAAAGAUGCUGUUGAUGGACCUUCGACCCCAAAAGUUCAAAGUUCGGAGGUCAAAGUAUCAAACAUGGUGACUCCUAAGGGUCGGGGAUCAAAUGCAAUAAUCCCGAGCUCAUUGACCCCUAAAGACCAAGGUUCGGAGGUCAAAAAACCAGGAAAGAAGCAAACCAAGGACUCUGCCCUUAUGUCUGUUGGGACUAAUGGUCUUAAAUUAACAUUUAGUAAGGCUCGUCCAGGAGCGCAAUCUGCAAAUAACCUGACAGAAGAUGAAGAAGUUGACGUUGUAACCAAUAGCAACCCUGUCACACUCCAUCGAUCACAGACUGAACCUGCUUUACGAAUUCCGACCCCAACUUCAAAAGAAUCUCGCAAAAAUCGCACAAAAGUAAAAAAGACUCACAAAAGCCCUCACAAAACUUCUUCCCCGGCCCUUCCAAAUAUCUCUAGCGCCACCGAGAGGCUUCCAAGACAAGACGAUGUUUAUAAUAAUAAUAAAACUGAAACAAAAAUGACAACGUCGAAAUCAUCACCGAAUGUCACUGUGCAAAAUUCAUCGACGAAAUAUAAAUCGCCCGAUAAAAUGAAUAAAACAAUUCCGGCGCCGAAAAGUUGCAAUGAUUUAAAAAAUAUUUCACCUGAGGCUUCGAUUGUCAAUUCGGAUCGCAAAAGGAAGAGAGAACAGCUGCAGGUUGAAACUGCGUCGUUAGAAACCUCACCGUCCACUGAUAAACCAAGAGGCCCCAAGGAAAGGAGAUUGACGUUAACCUAUGAUCACAGGACCAAGCAAUUACAACAGGUUCCCAGCGACGUUUCUGAUCACCGGUCGUCGUCUUCAGAGAGAGAAAUCAAGAAAAAAUCAAUCAAAGUCUCACCAAAACAAUCCAGCAUUUUUAAAAACGGAAAAGACUUUAAUUUACACGUAAAAACAAAAACAGAAAUUAAUCGAAAUAACAUUUCGCCAAGCGACAGACAAUCAACUGAAGUAAAAAUAAAACAAGUCCAAAAAGUUUCAACAAAAAUUGAGAAAAAGGAGAUUAGGAAUCCAAGUGUUCCUGAAGAGUUAGUUGAAAGCAACGAGAUACCUACAAGAAUUUCUCCCACUGUUUCUAUAUUGGGUGAUUAUAAUAGUACUUCAUUUAAAAGCUGUGCCGGCGAUUGCUCAGCUAAUUUUUACGAAACUCGACGCGAAUUUCGGAAACGAAAAACACGACGAAAAGAAACUGGUGAUAUUAAGUUGACAUCAAUGUUUCCGCUUUCGAAUCUUGUCGAGAACAUUGACUCUGAUUCUACAAGUUCGGACUCCGAGCACAACUUAGAAAAAACAUUUUGCAAUUCUAUUACUAUUAGCGAAAAGUACGAGCCUACACAUUCUCGUAUCUGUAAACAACCAGGUGUGACUGGUUGUCGUGGUAACAACGGGUCAUGGUAUGACUGGAUGGAGUCUUUUUGUGUUCGUAACCACAUGAAAUCAGAGCCACUCCCCGGGGAGGAGGAAAAACUACCUUUACAAAUAUUGCCUUAUGUCGAAUUGGACUAGAGUCCCCCUGAUAUGGCUGAAUGACCUCAGAUGUCACGGCUGAACGGCCUGUUAUGGUUGAGUGACCUCGAAUGUCAAGGUCCAAUGAUCACAAAUUUUAUGGUUGAAUGAUCACAAAAUGCAACUCACCAACCAAAUGCGCCAAUUUUAUUUUGGCUAUACUAAAUUGGAUCCAUUCUGUAGGAAAAACAUGGUCAAUUCUGAAUAAUGCUUGUUUAUUUGUAAAUUCUGAUGUUUCUGAAUAUUAUUAUAGUCAAUUCGACUUGACAGAGUAAAUCAUCGGUAUCUUAUGAGAAAUUGACUUGCCUAACGGAAUAAUUUCAUGUUUAUUAUAAAGGAAAGCUCUAACUCAAAAUCUUCAACCGACCUAUUUAGUCACCUAUUUGUCGAAUUGUUUUUUAAAGUUGUCUAGUGAGCAAAUAUCUUCUGCUAAUGAAGGAUGUGCCUCAAGAGAUUAAAACUGGUCUUGACAAUGUAUGAAUAGAAUGAAUGGUUGUCUAAACCGAAUUGAAAGUUUGAAGUUUGAUUCCCUGCAUUUAGGAAUAAUUCAGAUUAGUUUCAAUUUGAAUUAUCAUUUCGAGAAAUUGAAGUUUUGCUGUGUAACCAAAAGGCCUCCAUUUAAUUUCUGAGAACUGUAAAAUAUAGAGGGACAUUCAAACAUAGUUUAUCUUAACUCCUGCAUUUCCAAAAUAAACUGAUUGAAUAUAUAUGACCCCUAAUAAUCCCAUGCAGCAGUGAGAUUAGGCUCAGUUCACAAUUGUCCUUUUCCAUCAGUCUCUCAUAAACUAUGGGUAUCCGAAUUCUUGAUUCUAGUGUUAUGUUUCAGUGUAUGGAAUUCGCAUAUCAAAUCAAUGUUAUUUUAUUUUAAUGCAAAAGUUACCAGUAUUAAAUAUGCCUGAUUGGGGGGAGACAAUAUAAUUAUAAAAAAGUUAUGAAAAAAAGUAUGACAUUAAACUGUGAGAAAAUUUACAACCAACUCCCUAUUUUGGAUUAGAAAUAUUUCGGCUCUGGAUCCCGAUUAGCCAGAAAUUUUGUCUUCAAGACUGCAAGAAAUCAAUUUUUAAUAACAAAAACUAUGUCGUAUGCAAAACUUCUUUGAUAGAAUAAUAGGGUGCUUAGUGAACAUGCUUUUUGAGCUUCUAUGGAAAAUUUUGACUUUUUUUAUUCCAUUGGAAAUUUUGCAACUCAGAUGAAGAAUUCGCACUCCUGGGAUUUUGAGAAAUCAGACUCAAGUGUUAAUAUGCUCAUAUCUGACCUCACAGACUCUGUCAUAAUACUUCAAAACCAGAUUUUGCAAAAAGUAUAGGAUAAUCAGGGAAAAUUUCACUUCAUGUUGGUAGUUUUUCUUAUCGGCUACCGUGGGAAGAUAUACAAUCGAUUCGUGACUCUGGGUUGAUUCCAACCCCUGGCAGUUAGAGAAUUACGGUCCCACAUCUCAGACCAUAAUACUUUUGUACAAUAUGCCAAAGUUGUAUAAGUCAAAAUUUACGAAAAGUGGUGUCAUAAUACAAACGUGGCAUCAUAAUGCAAAAAUGUGAUGUCAUGAGUUAGCCAUCCUCAUUUUGUACAAUUGUGCAUGCAAAAGCUAGCCAUCAAUAAAAAUGCUAGUUAACUGCAAAAAUUUGGUAAAUUUUACCAACUUUUUUACUUUGUCCACCUCUGCUAAAGUCUGAGAUCGCAGUGAUAUUUUUGUCUUCUAUUUAUUUCUUUCUACUUUACUCAAAACGUGUCUUUAUGCUGAUGCAGGUCCAUAAAAACCAUUCAUUAAAAAUAUUCAAACUUAUAUUGGAGUGUGUACAUCGUUGAGGAGG